This is a messenger RNA of Ambispora gerdemannii, 426 nucleotides long. The record is from the annotation of a GenBank genome assembly. Lineage: Eukaryota; Fungi; Glomeromycota; Glomeromycetes; Archaeosporales; Ambisporaceae.
AUGGAUGCACUACCGCAAAGAUUCACUGCCCCGGGUAUAGGUGCAUUACCACUAAAGUGGAUGGAUACACUACCGCAAAGAUUCACUGCCCCGGGUAUAGGUGCAUUACCACUAAAGUGGAUGGAUGCACUACCGCAAAGAUUCACCGCUACUUAUUUUUUUAUAUACUAUUUGGGAAAGAAGAAUCAACAGCAAACAACGACCCCAGUUUUUACUUUAAAAAAACAAGUAAAAAGUCAGAGAAGAAACUUCGAAGAAAGAAAAGCCAAAGAAACAACUAACAAAACAUCUCAGCACAGUGUAAAUAGUACUAGCAAGAAAGAAGUGGGGAUAUACUACCACAAAGGUGAUUACUUGGAAGUCUUACAAGCGAGAAAAGUCAAAGGAAAGAAUAACGAGACAAAGUCAGCAGCAAAAAAAAAAUAA